Messenger RNA from Chiloscyllium plagiosum (whitespotted bambooshark), 1576 nucleotides. The record is from RefSeq and is a predicted model, not a curated record. Lineage: Eukaryota; Metazoa; Chordata; Chondrichthyes; Orectolobiformes; Hemiscylliidae.
AGCUGAGAUGGUUGUUGUUGCAGGGGACUCUGUUCUAUUUCCAACACCGGAAAAUGGACGACCAAACUCACAGACAGCCUGGAUUUUUGUUACCCGCAAUCAUAUGGAGAUAAUAAGAUAUGAAGCAACACAUAUUACAAUUUCUAAACCUGCACCUACAUAUGAAAAACGAAUCUUGUACUAUUCAGACAUGCGGACCUUUGUGCUAACACAGGUACGGGAAGAUGACAGUGGAAUCUAUGAAUACAUUGACCUUUCUACGAAAACCCGCAUAUUCACAGUGCAUCUCCAUGUGUACGGGAAGUAUUGGACGAUGAAGGAUACACGGUCCUGUCCCCAUCUGACUUCUGAGGAGGUUGUUACGGUUUUUCACUGUGACACAUUGGAACUGGCAAUCAAUCAGCUUGGAAAGCCGCAAAUAAGUAGUAAUUCCACCCUGGAGAACAGUAUUGUUGCAUUGACCUGUUCAGUGUCAACGGCGAUCCAAUCUGUCACAUGGCUCAUCUCAGGAUUUGCUGCUCAAAAUAACCGAUACACAUUGAUCAAUAAUAGCAGGACUUUGGUCAUCAAAAAUGCUCAAAAAUCAGACUCUGGCACAUAUACGUGUUUUGUACGAAACCCGUUCAGUGAAGCCAGUGCCAGCUACGAGCUGACAAUCGAGUUUUUAGGAACAUGGGAUUCUGAUGGAGACUUCACUUUCGCUGUCCUUGGCAAUAUUUGUCCUUGUCCUACAGCAUGUCCUGAAUCAAUACAUCAUAUAUGCUGCUGCAGGAAGAAAUUCCCAUGACCAGAAAAUCCCGAAAUGUAUAAAACAACAGUUUGGAGUUUGUAUAACCACAUAAGUUCAGACAUAUUGUUUGUCAGAUGAUUGAUCUCUAUGCUGAAGCCAGAACAAUCAACAGGACCUAACUGAGUGGGACACAGGAAGAUCCAGAUACUGUCACCAACACCUAACUGAGUGGGAGAGAGGAGGAUCUCAAUACAGUUUCCCAACAUCUAGCUGAAUGGGAGAGAGGAAGACCCAGAUACAUUCACCAGCAUCAAACUGAGUGUGAGAGAGGAUGACCCAGAUACAUUCACCAGCAUCAAACUGAGUGUGAGAGAGGAGGACUCAGAUACAGACACCAGAACAUAACUGAGAGGGCGAGAGGAGGACUCAGAUGCAGUCUCCCAACACCUAACUGAGUGAGUGAGAGGAGGACUCAGACAGUCUGAUUGGGAGAGAGAAUGAGCAGACACCACUUAAAAUAGUAUGAGGAGAAGGGAAAACAGUCUAAGACUAACAUCACAGCAAACCCUUGAAUUGAUUUGUUAUUGAGUGGCUGCUGUUGAAGACUUUGUUUCCAUACCAAGAAUUUGGAAAGGCAUAGAUAUCUAAAAUAGGACGGGAAAGGAAAGAAUUUACAACUGUAGAGGAGAGAGCUGAUUGGUAGGUAAGAAAAAAGACUCUCAACUAAUUUCUAGUUUGUAAAGUUUCAAUAAGUAAAGCAAAUUAAACAUGUAAGUUUAGAUAUUACAGGGAGGUCAAGCAAGUGUAAUGCAAAUGUGAGGACUGCAGAUGCUGGAAAUCAGAGUC